AAAGUGCCCCGCCCUUCGAGUUACUCGGCUAACAUGAACGUUUCACUGCUAACGUUUGUUUAUGAGGCGAGUCCGUUAAGUUAGUGAGCCAGUUAGCUUAGCCGGCUAACUAGCAGUAUGUUGUAGGAUAAACAGGAGGCUUCUGGGACUCUGGUUUCAUGGAAGACUCGGCGCUAUUGGAGAUACACCUUUCGAGUGUGUGAAAGAGAUAUAUUUAAAGGCGGUAGAAAAAUUAAGAGAUGCAGCCUCACCUCUGAUAGCAUUAGAACAGCCUAACGUCAGUUGUUGCUAGCUCCGUUUAACGUUACGCGUGACGUUAGACAUGAACGAUGGUGUUUGACGACGCGUAACCUGAACGAAGGGUUUUUGGUGGUAACAUUUCAUUAAAAAACGCCGAAAUUAACCAUAAAGGCGAGCUCAUAUGUAUACUUGAAAGGCCAGCGGGUUAGCCUUAGGUUGCUAGCUGGAUACUAACUUGUGUUAGCUAAAUUCAGGUUAGCAUGGCGUCAGACACAAGCGACACAGAGGAGUUCUACGAUGCUCCCGAGGACGUUAAUUUCACUCCGUCUCCAAAAGUGUCACCUGCAAAGUUUGUCCUUCCCUCACCUCAGAGAUCAGUGAAUGCUCUACAAGAUGCUGCCGGUGGAUUGGCCCCAUCAGAGAGUCAUCAAGAUGACUCCCUUCAGAUCAUCGAUAGCAUCAUUGAGGAGAGUCAAAAGGGAAGUGUUGGUGAAGUGGCCGAGCUGUUAGAUCAGCUGCAUGUUGAUGUCCGGGCAGAGCUGGAGCAAAAGGGUGACAGCAAUGCUCAGGAAGUUCCUGAAGAGGUAGCAGAGCCUGCUGCAGAGCCUCAGCUUGUUGAGAGGCCAGAAGAUGUGCAGGAAAGUGCAUCAGGGGAAGCAGCAUGCUCCAUACCUGCCCCUGAACCCUCUGACAUCCCAGGCCCAUCAGCGGGGCCACAAGAACAUGUUCAGCCCCCAGACAUCACCAGCACCAUAGGUCAGAGUCAGCCUGAUGUGCCUCUUGUGGGUGUAGAAGGGGACCAGAGACCUGCUGACAUCUUAGAUCAGGUCCCACUCACAGACAGGCCAGCUAACUCAGACUCCCCUGGGCCGACCAAACCCCCACGGCAGUUCACUGUGGAACCAGACAUUGUGGCCAGCACCAAGAAGCCCCCUCCCUCACGGCCACCCCCUCCUGGUGGUGCUCCACCACCAAGGCCUCCUCCACCAUCCUGGUCAACUCUACCUCUCAGCAGGAAGCAGGACUGUCCAAGGCCAAGUGGGCUUGAAGUCUCUGCGACCAUGGCAGUCAGCGCCGAUGCACUGGAGCCAUCUGGUCUGAUGUCUCCUGGCAGCACAGUGAGGAGUAUCACCAAGGAGCUGCAGCAUUCCCUCGAUCUGGCCAGUGCCACCAGUGGGGACAAAGUGGUGACAGCACAGGAGAAUGAGGAAGAACAGGCCUCAAGUCCCAGUGGAGAAGACACAGUAGGCCCUCAGCGUCCGCGGUCUAACUCCGGUAGAGAACUAACAGAUGAAGAAAUCCUGGCCAGUGUGAUGAUCAAGAAUCUGGACACAGGGGAGGAGAUUCCUCUAAUUCAGGCAGAAGAGAAGCUACCAGCUGGGAUUAACCCUCUCACCCUUCACAUCAUGAGGAGGACCAAGGAAUAUAUCACGAAUGAUGCAGCACAGUCUGAUGAUGAUGACAAGGUCCAGGCCCCACUGGUAGACACAGAUGGAGGAAAACUGAAACAGAAAACAACCCAGUUGAAAAAGUUCUUGGGCAAAUCUGUGAAGAGGGCCAAGCAUCUUGCUGAGGAGUAUGGAGAGAAGGCGGUCAACAAGGUGAAAAGUGUGCGUGAUGAAGUGUUCCAUACAGAUCAGGAUGAUCCAUCAUCCAGUGAUGAUGAGGGCAUGCCAUACACCAGGCAAGCCAAAUUCAAGGCAGCACACAGCUUUAAGGGCCCCUUCGACUUCGAUCAGAUUAAAGUCGUCCAAGACCUGAGUGGAGAGCACAUGGGGGCAGUUUGGACCAUGAAAUUCUCUCACUGCGGGAGGCUCCUGGCAACUGCAGGCCAAGAUAACGUGGUUCGCAUCUGGGUCUUAAAGAAUGCGUUUGACUACUUCAAUAACAUGCGGAUGAAGUAUAACACUGAAGGUCGAGUUUCACCUUCUCCCUCUCAGGAAAGUUUGUGCUCUUCUAAAUCAGACACAGAUGCUGCGGCAAGCUGCGCUCCAGAGGACCCAGACACAGAAGACAGAAACGCACCCUUCCGUCAGGUCCCCUUUUGCAAGUAUAAAGGUCACACAGCUGACCUGUUGGACUUGUCCUGGUCGAAGAACUUUUUCCUGCUUUCCUCUUCCAUGGAUAAAACAGUUAGAUUGUGGCAUAUAUCCAGGAGAGAGUGUCUCUGCUGCUUUCAGCACAUUGACUUUGUCACAGCCAUUGCUUUCCAUCCCAGAGAUGACCGGUACUUCCUAAGUGGCUCUUUAGACGGGAAGCUGCGGCUCUGGAACAUUCCAGACAAGAAGGUGGCGCUGUGGAACGAGGUGGACGGCCAAACACGCCUCAUCACUGCUGCCAACUUCUGCCAAAACGGAAAAUAUGCUGUCAUUGGCACGUACGAUGGCCGAUGUAUCUUCUAUGACACAGAGCGUCUGAAGUACCACACCCAAAUUCAUGUGAGGUCCACCAGAGGGAGGAACAGAGUUGGACGUAAAAUCACUGGCAUCGAGCCUCUACCUGGAGAAAAUAAGAUUUUGGUGACCUCCAAUGAUUCCCGUAUUCGCUUGUACGACCUGAGGGAUUUGUCUCUGUCCAUGAAAUACAAGGGUUACGUUAAUAGCAGCAGCCAAAUCAAGGCUAGCUUCAGCCACGACUACUCCUUCAUUGUCAGCGGCUCAGAGGACAAGUAUGUGUACAUCUGGAGCACUUACCACGACUUGAGCAAAUUCACUUCUGUACGACGGGACCGCAAUGACUUCUGGGAAGGGAUUAAAGCGCACAAUGCAGUCGUCACCUCAGCCAUUUUUGCACCCCAGCCAGGCCUUAUUGUUCCACAAGAGGCCGGGGCAGAGAAGCCUGAGGCAGAGUGUAAGAGCCUCGACUCCACAGAUUCUGAGACCAUUCCCUCAGGGGCUCUGAAGACGGAUCACACAGAGGUUUUACUCUCAGCUGACUUCACUGGCGCCAUCAAGGUUUUCAUCAAUGUAAAAAAGUAUUGAGCACUUAAAAGGCUGUCAACUCUUCCCAAGGUCAGACCUGUUUGUCAGUGUUCAGCUCCACAGAUGAAGAGCACUGUGUCAGGAGCCCUCUCAACUCAAACAGCUACCUCCUGGCGAGCGCUCUGAGAAAUGGAGCUGUCUGCAGCCUUUUUUGGAACAGCAGGGACCCUAAAAAGGACUAUGAGGGAAGCUUGGAAGAAAUGGACUGUAAAAAGCAGACGAGAUGUGGCUCUCUGUCACAUUUGUAUUUUUUAUCUUUAAUACCAUGCACCUGUCAACUGUGAUUUACAUUGAAGUAAGUUACAAACCAGAGAAGCCGUGUGUGUGUGGUCUGAGCAGCAAUUGAGUCUGUCCAGAAAUCUGUAAAUUUACUGUUGGAUAUUAAGAAGUGAGUAGAGUUUGGAAACUUCUUGUAAUAGUAUAACGGGCACCUUACCAGUUUCUCUUGCUCUCACCUCAGCGAAUUUUGCGAGGAACAACUCUCAAAAGUGCAAGUCACUGGCCUAAUCAUUUCAAUUACAAAUCUUACUGUGUCUUAAUUGUGUGUGAGAAAUGUAACCGUUUAUCUUGAAGACAAGGUUAUAUGUUUGAAUAUGUCAUUUACCAAAUAUGUUUGUGCCUACAAAAAGAUAGCAUUUCUAAAUUUAUCAGUCAGAUUCUUCUUAAGCUUUCCUCUAAAAAUUGCAUCAAACAUUUGAGGUAACUACAGUAUGGAAAACAAAGGUACAACAGAUCUACUAAUGAUUAGGACUGGGUAUUGAUCAAAACCAAUGUUGGCUAUAAAGUACUUUUGAUAUCUGUCUGUGUUGAAUGAAAGCACAUUUUGUUAUGUAAGAAUACUGUAAAUUUACUGUCUAACAUUUGCACAUACUGUCUGCUUUUCUAAACAGAACCAGAUUAUGCGCUAUCGGUUUCCUCAAUAAAAUGCACAUAAACUGGAA
Molecule: messenger RNA, 4162 nt
Organism: Myripristis murdjan (pinecone soldierfish)
Lineage: Eukaryota; Metazoa; Chordata; Actinopteri; Holocentriformes; Holocentridae
Gene: wdr44
Product: WD repeat domain 44
Exons: 20
Coding region: 501-3221 (906 amino acids)
Molecular function (GO): protein binding
Source: RefSeq, a predicted model, not a curated record